UGUUCAUUGUAUGUGUUCGUGGAUGUAUUUAAUGCAAGGAGACUCUUUGAGCAAUUGCACACAAAACCGGAAUUAUAUGUAUUGAUUGUAAAUUUAAUAGUGGUAGUUUUUUCUUGAGUCGGCCAAGUAACAAUUGCUUUUUAGUUUUUCGAGAUGCCUUCAAUAAAGAGGAACUUUUUAUGUAGUUUGAAUAAAAGUUUUGUGCUCCUUGUUUACUGUUGUUCUAUUAGGACUAGUGCUUCGAACUCUGAAAAAUCCCAAAAAUGUAAAUUGAGUGAGAAUGACGGAAUUUGUAAAAGUAUUUAUGAAUGUCCGAAAUCAUUGAAUGACUGGAAGCAAAACGUAUCUUCAGUAGUUUAUUGUUCUGAAGAAGACCAAAUCGUUUGCUGUGAGAAUGAACAAAGUCAGACCACUUUAAGAAAAAGUGAAAAAAAAUGCUUGGAAUAUCUCAAAUAUACAUUUGAACAAACUCAGAAUUUACCAGAGGAUCCAGAAGAAGAUGAUUUGGAAAUAAGUUUCUUAGAUCGUUGUGGAAUAUCUGCACAACAAUAUUCCAUUGUUGGAGGAGAAGAUGCUUCUUUACGAGAGUACCCUCAUAUGGCCGCUAUAGGAGACAACACUUUAGAAAAUUUUAUUCAUUGGUUUUGUGCUGGGUCAAUUAUAAGUGAAUAUUUUGUUAUAACUGCUGCGCAUUGCAUUUUUACCAACAAGCAAGUGAAUGGAAAUAUGAUAUCCCCUAAAAUUGUUAAACUUGGUGCACUUAAUGUAGAUAUUCAGGAGUCUACUGUGGAAAUUUAUCAAGUAGAAAAAGGCAUUAUAUACCCAGAUUAUCGUAGCCAAUUUGUUUAUAAUGACAUAGGGCUUUUGAAACUGAGGACAAAGGUUCAAUUUAAUAUAAACAUUCGUCCAAUUUGCCUUGCAGUGGAUAAACAUCAAAAUCACGAUCAAGUAUGGGCAAUCGGAUGGGGCAGCUAUAAGAAUGCAUCAUAUGAAGGUAUUCUCCAGAAACUUCAAUUGCCACUAGUAUCAACUAAAGAGUGUAGCAAAACGUAUAAUGCAAAACGUAAACGAUUGCCGGAAGGAUUGAAAGACAGCAUUUUGUGUUACGGUGCUGUUAGGGGUAUUGACACGUGCCCCGGUGCCUCUGGUGGACCCAUUCAAGUGGUAAACAGUGAUAUUUAUUGUUCGUAUUCCUUAGUAGGCGUCACGUCUGCAGGAGUUAGAUGCACUGAAGGAUACCCUGGACUUUUUACUAAGGUGUCGGAAUACUUAGAUUGGAUAGAAACAACGGUUUGGGGUUGAUUUUGAACAUGUAAAUACAUAAGAGUAUCACGUUACACAUCCUUGGUCAAAAAUGUGCAUGUAUAUGGAAAAAGAUAACAUUAGUCUAAUACGUGGCAGCCAAAUUAUUUAUAUCUUUUAAUUCAAAUAAAUUCACACAUUUAAGCUUUUUCAAAAAUUUUAUAAGUGUCAGUGCAAAUUCACCAUUCUAUUUGUCUUACUUCAAGUCAACCUUGAGGUUGUGUAUCAAUUCAACUAUGAUAUUUAUAUACAUAUGAAAUAUAUGUAUAAGUACUCCGAUUCAACAAAUAUCUUACUUUUUAUAUGUUUACUUAAAAAUCACUCUGAGAGAAUAUUGAAUAAAAUUGCAUCACGUUGCAUAAUAACAGCCAUUAGGGAAAUUGCAGAAUAAGCAAAAUCAUUUGAAACAAACCACACACCAACAUUGACGACCAACAAAAUUAAAUUAUAUUUUGUAAAUAAACAAUUUCUUAUUAU
Molecule: messenger RNA, 1779 nt
Organism: Culicoides brevitarsis
Lineage: Eukaryota; Metazoa; Arthropoda; Insecta; Diptera; Ceratopogonidae
Product: trypsin-1-like
Exons: 4
Coding region: 154-1302 (382 amino acids)
Biological process (GO): proteolysis
Molecular function (GO): serine-type endopeptidase activity
Source: RefSeq, a predicted model, not a curated record